Molecule: messenger RNA, 2372 nt
Organism: Tribolium madens (black flour beetle)
Lineage: Eukaryota; Metazoa; Arthropoda; Insecta; Coleoptera; Tenebrionidae
Gene: Acadvl
Product: very long-chain specific acyl-CoA dehydrogenase, mitochondrial
Exons: 7
Coding region: 377-2269 (630 amino acids)
Molecular function (GO): very-long-chain fatty acyl-CoA dehydrogenase activity; flavin adenine dinucleotide binding; fatty-acyl-CoA binding
Source: RefSeq, a predicted model, not a curated record
GAAUGUGUAAUAUUUCAUGAAAAUAUGCAUGAAAUUUGCUAAAAUGACUAAUUUCGAAAAUUUUAUUUUUUUAUGGUGUUUUAGGCUGUAGAAUUUUGGAGAGUACGAAAUCAGUGAUACCAAACCUGAAUUUGACAGGUCCAUUUGUCGAAUUAUUUUUAGUCCACCUGUUUGCAUUUCUUUUCAGUCCAAAGUCCAAAGUUCUAGUUGAGUGCGUUAAAUUUUAGUUAUUAAUUUCCAAAUUUUACGAUCAUUCCGUUCGUAUCGUGGGCAAGGGUCUGUUCAAUUAUAUAAAACACAUCCGUGAUAAAGUUUCCUUCCAUAUUAAGUUUUAAGUUGAAUUUUUGUGGCAUUAAGUAAUUAAUUUGUUAUAAUUAUGUUGCGAAUUGCUAAGUUUUGUGUACAAAAUCAAAGUAAAGUCCAAAAUGCAGCCCUUACAAGAUUUAUUACAACCACGGCGGUACAGUGCAAAACUGUUCAAAACACGGAUAAACCUUCCUCAUCCCCUGGUGAAAACACUUCUUUUGUUAUGAACAUCUUCAGGGGGCAAAUUGAAGGUCGCCAAGUUUUCCCUUAUCCAAAUGUCCUAAACGAAGAACAACGUGAUACGCUCAAAAUGCUUGUUGACCCAGUUUCAAAAUUUUUUGAGGAAGUAAAUGAUCCGGCAAAAAAUGAUGCUUUGGAAAAAGUCGAUGAAAAUUCGUUGAAGGGGCUAUGGGAAUUGGGCGCUUUUGGACUACAAGUCCCCCAGGAUUUGGGUGGGUUGGGGUUAACUAAUACUCAGUAUGCUAGAUUAGUUGAGAUUGUGGGGGCGAACGAUUUGGGGGUUGGAAUAACGUUGGGGGCUCAUCAGUCGAUUGGAUUUAAGGGGAUUUUGUUGGUGGGGAACUCUGAACAGAAAGCUAAGUAUUUACCAAGGGUCACUUCAGGGGAAUUCGCGGCGUUUUGCCUGACUGAACCAUCAUCAGGAUCAGAUGCUGGUUCAAUAAAAACUCGCGCUGUUUUGUCUCCUGAUGGCAAACACUACAUCCUCAACGGCUCCAAAAUCUGGAUAAGUAAUGGCGGUUUAGCUGAAAUUAUGACAGUUUUUGCCCAAACUCCCGUCAACGACCCAAAAACCGGCAAAACUGUCGAUAAAGUUACAGCUUUCAUCGUCGAAAGAUCCUUCGGUGGUGUUACAAACGGCCCCCCGGAGAAAAAAAUGGGUAUUAAAGCUUCAAACACAGCCGAAGUCUACUACGAGGAUGUCAAAGUUCCUGUUGAAAAUGUCCUUGGCGGUGUGGGCAACGGAUUUAAGGUGGCAAUGAACAUAUUGAACAAUGGCCGUUUCGGAAUGGCGGCUGCUUUGGCCGGGACCAUGCGGUCUUGUAUUAAAAAGGCUGUGGACUUUGCGACACAAAGAAAACAAUUCGGGCAAAGAAUCGACUCUUUUGGGGCCAUUCAAGAGAAAAUUGCCAGAAUGGCUAUGCUGCAGUACGUGACUGAGAGUAUGGCGUACAUGAUUUCGGGGAAUAUGGAUUCAGGAUCGACGAGUUACCAUCUUGAAGCCGCCAUAUCGAAAUGUUUUGCAUCGGAGUCGGCGUGGUAUGUGUGCGACGAAGCAAUUCAGAUCAUGGGUGGCAUGGGUUUCAUGAAAGAAACGGGUCUUGAACGGGUUUUGAGAGAUUUGAGGAUUUUCAGGAUUUUUGAGGGAACUAACGAUAUUUUGCGACUUUUCGUUGCUUUAACUGGGAUUCAAUAUGCCGGUGCCCACCUCAAAGAAUUACAAAAUGCUUUCAAGAACCCCACGGCCAACUUGGGCUUGAUUUUUGAAGAGGCCUCAAAACGGGUCUUUAAGUCUGUAGGUUUGGCUUCACCACCUGCGAUGGAUCAUUUCGUACACAAAGAUUUGGGCAAUUCGGCGAAUUUGCUAGCGAAAAAAAUUGACGCUUUUGGUCAAGCUGUGGAAAUGGUUUUAAUUAAGUAUGGAAAGAAUAUUGUGAAUGAACAAUUUAUUUUAAACAGGUUGGCCAAUUCGGCGAUUGAUAUUUACACCGGGGCGGUGGUCUUGUCAAGGGCUAGUAAUUCACUUAAGGAGCAUCUACCAACGGCCAAUCACGAGAAAUUAAUGACGGAAGCCUGGAUAUUAGAGGGUUCGGAAAGGAUCGAUAAUAACCUUAAAGCCAUUUCAACUGGUAAAAAUUUGGAUAGUUUCACAAAGAUGAGUAAGAUUUCGAAAAAUAUUUGCGAAGUCGCGGGAGUGGCACAAACCAACCCCUUGAACUUGUAAUCUAUUUAUUUUAUUUGUAUAUUAUUGUUAUGUAUGUCCUGAUGUGACACCCUUUUUACAGAAUUCUUGUACAAAAACUUUUUAUAAUAAAUUUUUACACACA